This is a messenger RNA of Aedes albopictus (Asian tiger mosquito), 2679 nucleotides long. RefSeq lists its product as uncharacterized. The coding region runs from base 1 to 2307 and encodes 768 amino acids. The record is from RefSeq and is a predicted model, not a curated record. NCBI's taxonomy places the organism in Eukaryota, Metazoa, Arthropoda, Insecta, Diptera, Culicidae. The transcript is spliced from 3 exons.
AUGGAAGAAAUAGAUCAUCUAGAUGAAGCCUUGGACCGUUGCGCCGAGCUGGAGGAACACCUUCAGUUCACUUUGAACUACGUGACCCGCCUGCGUAAAAAGCAUUACGGGAACGUCGAGCCUGCUCUGAAUCGUUCCAGUACGGAAUCACUUCUGGAUGUUUUGAUCUGCUCCUCCUAUGCUGACAAAGGAUUCAACGUAAGCGAUGAAGAUUUGGCCACGCAGCAACAGCAGCAGCAACAAGAAGAAGAACAACCGAUUUCGUAUCUUUGCCGAACACCCGCGGAUAUCCGGAAGAGCUUCAACUUUAUGAAGACCACCACCAUAAAGAUCCAACGGGACCUGGAGCUGUGCUUGACACGGUUGGGACUGAAGGGCGAUAAGUAUCCCAUGAUCUGCAAAUUGGACAGGGAAACAUGCGACAAGAAUAGGUGCGCAAUAGCGAACCAGAUCCAAAACCACCUCCAUGCGGAAAGGAGAGGCAAGAACGACGCGAGCAACAAUUUCUUUCGUUCGGCAACAGCAUCCACCAAGAAAUUCCUCUCCGAACAUCCUGACAUCGUGGUCAUCGAGGCGGACAAGGGCAACAAAACGGUGGUGAUGAAGAGAUACGAGUAUGACCGGAAAUUACAAGCUAUGAUCGAUGAUGACGUCACAUACAUUAAGCUAAACAGUGACCCCACAGCCAGCUACCAACGCAAAAACAACCAGUUCGCGAAACGUCUUGCGGAUUUGAAGCUGAUUGAUCGCAAGACAGAGAUGAGGUUAAAUACCUACACAGCUACGGCACCCCGCAUAUACGGUGCACCGAAGGCUCACAAGGAAGGUCUACCAUUGAGACCAGUCGUAGCUUGCAUGACGUCACCAACGUACGAACUAUCGAAAUAUGUGGGCUCGAUCAUCCAAAGUUCGAUAAAAAGCAAUUACAACGUUCUGGACUCGUUCUCUUUCUGUGAGUACAUCAACAAUGUACAACUCCCACCGGAUUAUGUUCUGGUAUCCCUGGAUGUGGUUUCGUUGUUCACGUGCAUUCCGAGGGAGCUGGUGGUACAAAACGUCAUUAUGCGCUGGGACGAAAUAAAGGAAAACACGAACAUCAACCUGGAUUUGUUCCUAGAGAUGACGGAGUUCUGCAUAAAUUGCAGUUACUUUCAAUUCAAAGGACAAUCCUAUCAGCAGGUGUUUGGAACAGCGAUGGGAAACCCACUGUCGCCCAUAAUAGCGGAUCUAGUGAUGGAAACCUUGCUAGAUUCGGUCACCAAGAAGAUCAAGUUUCCGAUCCCGGUGAUCAAGAAGUAUGUGGACGAUCUGAUGCUGGCGAUACCGAAAGGCGAAAUCGAAACCGUGAGAAAUGAAUUCAACCAAUAUCACGAGAAAAUACAGUUCACCGUGGAGGUGGAACAGGAUGGCAAACUACCAUAUCUGGACUUGUUGUUGGUCAGAAAACCAGACCAAUCAAUAAAAACAGAAUGGUACGCCAAACCUAUCGCGUCAGGUAGAUUCUUGAACUACCUGUCGGCCCACAGCAUGACACUCAAGAUGAACGUCGCCAAAAACCUCAUAAAACGAGUAACCACCUUCUCCACCAACGUCGAUGAAGCCACAGCAAAGAAGAUUGUCCACAAACAACUGCGACAGAACGACUACCCGAAACCACUGAUCAAUCGCCUCAUCAACCGACAUCGAGAAAAUCCGCCCACUACAGCGCCGCCCACGGAUGCUGAAAACUCGAAGCAAUUCCGGUCGAUCGUCAACAUUGGCACUCUCACCCGCAAGAUUCAACGGACCCUCCGUGAGGAUUAUCCGGAAGUGGUGAUUUGUCCACAACAACGCAAGACUGUAAAAUCGAUAAUACCAGGAGUGAAGGACAAGUUAGAGGCAAACCAACGAUCCAACGUGAUAUACAAAAUCCCGUGUGCAGACUGUAGAGCAAGCUAUGUAGGUAUGACAUCGUGCCGACUGAAAGAUCGUGUGUCUGGUCACCGAUCGACGAUCAACAAACUGGAGGAACUACGAGCAGCGGGGAAAGACGAGACGGAUCAUGAGAUGGCAAGACUGAGAGAGAAAACAGCGCUACUAGAUCACUGUAUCACCAACAACCACAAUUUUCUAUUAGAUAAGGUAGAAGUAUUGGACUCAAGCAACAAAAAACAGAAUUUAGCCAUAUUAGAGUCAUGCCACAUCUUGAACACACCAAACACUGUUAACAAACGAACUGACACCGAAAACCUGAGCGGCACGUACGCAGGGGUAUUACACACAGUCAAAACAACACAGCACACAACACAUAGAAGAACAGAGGAAUAGGCGCACAAUAGCGAUCAUCACUAUAACGAGAAACAGACAGAAUCGAAAUCUGGCGCGAAAGUGACGCCGCCGGCAAGAGGUAGAUCGUAGGAGGUAAAACAGAUCGAUACUGAUCGAUUUGAAAAAGUGCGCCAACCAACGAACUCAACCACUGAAGUGAAGACGUGCGACUAUGUUUAAAACAUACAUAACCUCACGAGUAAACGGAGGGAUUGUAUCUGUAAGAUUAUGUAGAAUUAUGCUUAAAACCUAUGUUAAAACCUGUCCAAUUUGCAGAUCCUUUGAAAAAGGCACAAUAUAUGUGACCGAAACGUCAGGUGUUGAACCAAUAUCCGUUUAUGAUUACAUAGAGACUGGAAGCCGAAAAUCCCC